Molecule: messenger RNA, 753 nt
Organism: Juglans microcarpa x Juglans regia
Lineage: Eukaryota; Viridiplantae; Streptophyta; Magnoliopsida; Fagales; Juglandaceae
Exons: 1
Coding region: 1-684 (227 amino acids)
Source: RefSeq, a predicted model, not a curated record
AUGCUGAAGAGGUGCGUUCCUUUGGUAGGGUUCGGUCGGUAUUCCAGCAAUAGAGAAAGCAGUAUGAGGAAAGAGUUGGAAGGAGCUUCAGACGACAGAUCAUCUGAAUCUAGAGGGAAGAAAGAAGUGAGAGGAGCUUCCAUAUCCUUGGACGUGAGAUUACAGGCAAAAAAUAUUUACGUCAGAAUAGUUCAUGCAGGUGGGCGUGAGGAACUCUAUCCAAAUGCAAUUCCUGCAUCUAAGCUGAUGGAAAAAUAUCCCGGGAUGUCUGUUGCGCGGCCAGAAGUCUUCAAAAGUCCACACGAUUCCCUAUUAUGUCCGGAAGACAGUCUCUUGCCUGGUCAGAAAUACUAUGUAGUCCCAUCCACAACUGUGCAGAAACUAAAGCAUAAACUCUGGAAGAAGGCCGAGGUAAAAGAACAUGUUGCAGUAAAAAAGGAGACUUGGGAUUGGAAGAUCACCAUAGAUGUAGGUGAAGUAGGCCUGGAGGAGCGUAUUUGUUAUGCAAAAGAUUUUUAUCAAUCCAAGGACAGGACCGAAAAGUGCUCAAAAGACUCGAAACCUUCAACGAGGAAUCGUGUUAGAGGGAAAAAGCCUUUUGUACCUCCACUCCCAAAGGGAAAACCAAUCCGAGGAUUGGGGUGGGAGCCCAGCCUGACUUCUGUAUCGGAGCUCUCUCCCUGACUUUGUGUUCCUUCUUUCUCGAUGUUUCUCAGUUGUCACCCAAUGUUUUUCCAGGUAAGGUGGUCUUCC